AUGGAAGCGUUCAAGGCCCAUGUGCUGUCGCUCAUCCGCAGCGGCAGCAGCUAUGCCCAGCCAUACCUUGACCAUGUCCCGAAGCUUCUUCUGCAAGGCAGCGUCGCCGUACUCGUACUCAUCCUCUCCGUCCUCUUCUUCCGCGCCUCUCAAGCCUCCGCUGCUGGCCGUCCCCGGCGCUACAUCGUCGAUCCUCCGACCCCCAAGUCCUCCUCCUCCUCCUCCUCCUCCUCGACCAAGCCCGCCGCCGUCAACUCCUCCCACAUUGCCUGCUACGCGCCCGCUACAGGCCAGUUCCUCGGCAACGUCCCCGAGGCAUCAACCGCCGACAUUGACACCGCCAUUGCCGCAGCGGCCAAGGCCCAGCGCGCAUGGAGCACCACCACGUUUGCGCAGCGCAAGGCCGUGCUGCGCUCCAUGAUGCAGCACGUCAUGGACCACGCCGAGCAGAUUUGCCGCGUGGCCGGGCUCGACAGCGGCAAGACGCUCGUCGACGCGCAGCUCGGCGAGAUCAUGGUCACGGUGGAGCGCCUGCAGUGGACGCUGCUGCACGGCGAAAAGGCGCUGCGCCCGGAGCGCCGCCCGACGAACCUGCUCAUGAUGUACAAGCGCAACACGGUGCGCUACGAGCCCAUGGGCGUCGUCGCGGCGCUUGUCAGCUGGAACUACCCGUUCCACAACAUGCUCGGACCCAUCAUCAGCGCCAUCUUUGCGGGCAACGGCGUUGUGGUCAAGGUCUCGGAACAGACGGCGUGGUCGAGUGCCUACUUCACAAACAUUGCGAGGGGCGCGUUGGCGGCGCAUGGUUUUGACACCGACUUGGUGCAGACGUUUGCGUGCUGGCCCAAGGAGGCUGAAUACCUGACGUCGCAUACUGGCAUCUCGCACAUUACCUUUAUCGGCAGCCAGUCUGUCGCGCACCACGUCGCUGCGUCGGCGGCCAAGGCUCUCACACCCGUCGUGGCCGAACUCGGCGGCAAGGACCCCUUCAUCAUCCUCGACUCGGCCAAAAAGGACCUCCCACGCAUCGCGGAAGUGAUUCUCCGCGGCACGUUCCAGGCCGCGGGACAAAACUGCAUCGGCAUCGAGCGCGUAAUCGCGUCCGGCCAGGUCUACGACAAGCUCGUCGACAUGCUCGCGCCCCGCGUCCGGGCCAUCCGUCUAGGCCCCGACGCCGACAUGGGCGCCAUGAUCUCGUCCGCCUCGUUUGAUCGCCUCGAGGGCCUGGUGCAAGCCGCCGUCGCUCAGGGCGCCCGUCUGCUCGCUGGCGGAAAGCGCCACGUCCACCCCGACUACCCCGACGCCACGUACUUUGAGCCCACGAUGCUUGCCGACGUGACGCCCGACAUGGACAUUGCCUGCCAGGAAUGCUUCGCGCCUGUCCUGACCCUCAUGCGCGCCGAGGCCUCGACGGCCGACGCCAUGCUCGCCAUCGCCAAUGCGCCCAGCUUUGGUCUCGGCGCCUCGGUCCACGGCUCUGAGCGUGACCCGGCCAUGGAGCCCAUCAUUCGCGGCCUCAAGGCUGGCAUGGUGGCUGUCAACGAUUUCGCCGUCUACUACGCCGUGCAGCUACCGUUUGGCGGCGUUCGUGGCUCCGGAUAUGGCCGGUUCGCCGGCCAAGAGGGUCUGCGCGGCCUGUGUAAUAUCAAGAGCGUAUGCGAAGACAGGUUCGGAUGGCUGGGCAUCAGAACGGCAAUUCCUCCGCCGAUCCAAUAUCCUGUGCCGAAUCAGAGGCACAGCUGGCGAUUUGCGCACGGAGUCGUGCAAGUUGGCUACGGAGGGGGCCCGACAAAGGUCAAUGGCCUGACGUCCAUGCUGAAAAACAUGUAA
This is a messenger RNA of Beauveria bassiana ARSEF 2860, 1830 nucleotides long. RefSeq names its product aldehyde dehydrogenase. The record is from RefSeq and is a predicted model, not a curated record. NCBI's taxonomy places the organism in Eukaryota, Fungi, Ascomycota, Sordariomycetes, Hypocreales, Cordycipitaceae. The transcript is spliced from 2 exons. Bases 1 to 1830 code for a protein of 609 amino acids. Gene Ontology annotation, molecular function: aldehyde dehydrogenase (NAD+) activity.